CGCCCCGACUACACCCCUCCAGUGGGCUGCGCGGCAGGAUGCGUGCUGGGCUCGGCGUGCGCAGUGGGAGGUGGCGCCCGGCUGGCCGCGCGCAUCAUGGGGAACAAGCAGACCAUCUUCACUGAUGAGCAGCUGGACAACUACCAGGACUGCACGUUCUUCAAUAAGAAUGACAUCCUCAAGCUCCACGCGAGAUUCUACGAGCUGGCCCCCAACCUCGUCCCCAUGGACUACAGGAAGAGCCCCAUCGUCCACGUGCCCAUGAACCUCAUCAUCCAGAUGCCGGAGCUCCGGGAGAAUCCCUUCAAGGAAAGGAUAGUGGAGUCCUUCUCCGAGGACGGCGAGGGGAACCUCACCUUCGAUGACUUUGUGGACAUGUUCUCCGUGCUCUGCGAGUCGGCUCCCCGAGACCUCAAGGCCAACUACGCCUUCAAGAUCUACGACUUCAACACCGACAACUUCAUUUGCAAGGAGGACCUGGAGAUGACGCUGGCCCGGCUCACCAAGUCGGAGCUGGAGGAGGACGAGGUGGUGCUGGUGUGUGACAAGGUCAUCGAGGAGGCCGACCUGGACGGCGACGGCAAGCUGGGCUUCUCUGACUUCGAGGACAUGAUCGCCAAGGCCCCCGACUUCCUCAGCACCUUCCACGUCCGGAUCUGAGGCCCCGGCGGAGGUUGCGGGCCCCCAAGCCCACCAUCCUCCUCUGCUGUCAACACGGUUGUGACCUCCAAGCUCCCAGCACGGGAGCUGCAGCCUCCAGGGUUUACACCCACGGACAAUAUCUUGGCCCUUGAGCAAAAAAAAAGCCUUAACCAGGGAAGGGGGAACGGGAGGAGCAGGGCCCUUCCCAGGCCCCCCUGGGGUUCAGCCCCAGGACACACAGCCCCUUAGAGGCCUUCCCUCGGUUCCCCGAGGUCCCUGGCACCCAGUUUUCCUGCCUCAGAAAUGUCCCCGUGGGAGGGGAAGGCAGAGCACCUGACGGGGCGUGUGCGGGGGCGGGGAGACAGAGGUGGGGCGCCGAUUUGACCACGUGUGGGAAACAUACCCUGGUCACCCGGGGCAGAGAGAAAGAAAGAGGAUGAGAUUUUAAUGGGUCGUGCAAUCCCGCUGCACCCCCACAGCUGGGCUGCAGUCUGUGCCCCCCCCACCCCCCGUCCCCAUCUCCCCAUC
Phyllostomus hastatus (greater spear-nosed bat) is the source of this 1170-nucleotide messenger RNA. RefSeq names its product calcium and integrin binding family member 2 (gene CIB2). Lineage: Eukaryota; Metazoa; Chordata; Mammalia; Chiroptera; Phyllostomidae. Bases 97 to 660 code for a protein of 187 amino acids. The record is from RefSeq and is a predicted model, not a curated record. The transcript is spliced from 6 exons. Gene Ontology annotation, molecular function: calcium ion binding.